ACUUUAAGGAGGCGGGGAUUCGGUUGCUGUGGCGGAGGCUGAUUGGCUGGGAGGAGUCCCCGGAAGUGAUGCUGAAAAAACCCACGUGUGCGCUUCCAAUUCCUAUGGCGGCGCUUCUGAAGAGGCUGCUGUGGCCUGGGUCACCGCCGGUGGCCUUAGGCCGCCCGGUGGGACGGCGCGAGGCCUGCCUGAGUACUGAUUCCGGGGCUGCGGUGCGAGUGCGGUUCGCUCCCAGUCCCACAGGCUUCUUGCAUCUGGGUGGCCUCCGCACUGCCUUGUACAACUACAUCUUUGCCAAGAAAUACCGAGGAAGCUUCAUCCUGAGGCUAGAGGACACGGAUCGAACGCGCCUUGUGCCUGGGGCAGCGGAGAAUAUUGAGGAUAUGCUGGAGUGGGCAGGCAUUCCUCCUGAUGAGAGCCCCCGCCAGGGAGGCCCUGCUGGGCCCUACCAGCAAUCUCAGCGACUUGAGCUGUAUGCCCAGGCCACGGAAGUACUGCUGAAGACUGGAGCUGCUUAUCCCUGUUUCUGCUCCCCACAGCGGCUGGAGCUCCUGAAGAAGGAGGCCUUGAGGAACCACCAGACACCCCGGUAUGACAAUAGAUGCCGGAACCUGACCCAGAAGCAGGUGACCCAGAAGUUGGCUGAAGCUCCCAAGCCUGCUAUCCGCUUCCAUCUGGAGGAAGAGGCACCAGCCUUCCAGGACCUGGUGUAUGGCUGGAAUCAGCACGAAGUGGCCAGUGUGGAGGGAGAUCCAGUCAUCCUGAAGAGUGACGGCUUCCCCACAUACCACCUGGCCUGUGUGGUGGACGACCACCACAUGGGCAUCAGCCACGUGCUGCGGGGCUCUGAGUGGCUCGUCUCCACCUCCAAGCACCUGCUCCUCUACCAGGCCCUGGGCUGGCAGCCACCUCACUUUGCCCACCUGCCCCUGCUCCUCAACAGGGAUGGCAGCAAGCUGUCCAAGCGGCAGGGGGACAUUUUCGUGGAGCAUUUUUCCACUGCCGGCUUCCUGCCAGAUGCCUUGCUCGACAUCAUCACCAAUUGUGGCUCUGGGUUUGCAGAGAACCAGAUGGGCAGGACCUUGCCAGAGCUGAUAAUGCAGUUUGACCUGACCCGGAUCACCUGCCACUCAGCCCUCUUGGACCUGGAGAAGCUUCCAGAAUUCAACAGGCUGCACCUCCGGCGGCUGAUGAGCAGUGAGGCCCAGAGGCACCAGUUGGUGGGGAAGCUGCGGGCUCUCGUGGAGGAGGUGUUUGGGAGCCAGCUGCAAGACAGGGCUGUCCUCGACCCGGCAUACAUGGAGAGGAUCAUCCUGCUGAGACAGGGUCACAUCUGCCGCCUACAGGAUUUGGUCUCCCCGGCGUACUCCUACCUGUGGACUCGCCCUGCGGUGAGCCGAGCACAACUGGGUGCCAUCUCGGAGAAGGUGGAUGAGAUUGCCAAACGGGUGCUUGGGCUUUUAGAAAGACCUGGUGUGAGCUUAACUCAGGAUGUGCUGAACAGAGAACUGAAGAAGCUGUCAGAAGGUCUGGAAGACACCAAACACAGUAACGUGAUGAGACUCCUCCGAGUGGCCCUCAGUGGACAGCCGCAAGGACCCCCUGUAGCUGAGAUGAUGGUGUCCUUGGGAACAAAGGAAGUGCGGGAACGAAUACAGAAGGUGCUUUCCAGCUAGGGAGAAGGUGUACGGGCAGCGGAAGUGGCCCUUGUGACCUCGAUGCUUGGACUGCCCUUGGAGGAGAGGAGAAGGAAGACUAGGGCCCAUCCAGAAGCUUGUGGAGCUAAGAGUAGAAACAACAUUCCUGAGUGCAUUGUGGCUGCACGCAGACCGGUCCCCAUCACUUGACCAGGGAAACUCAGUUCCAUCUCAUCUCCGUGACUCUGGAAGGAAAGUCCUUGUGUCUGGUUUCUGGCUCCACAUUAAGUGGCAGAGGUUGGUUCACGCACCAGUCAACAUCACAACAGUCGUCCAGGGUGCUUGGCAGCAGCCCAGACUCAUGGAUUCCUCAGGCUGGUAUGGAUUUACAGCGGUAAAAGAUCAUUGACACAAGCAGGACUAACUGGACAUCAGACCUCCUUUGGGGCUUGUACGGGGAGAAGUUACUCAUCUGCCAAGGUUUUAUAUACUCUGUGCUUGAACCUUGGGGCAGCCUGCUUCCUCCUUCCCUAAAAGUCAUUUCUUCCUCUUUUCCAGUUCUCCAGACCUGGUGCUUGGACUGGAGGCCUUCACCCUGCCUGUUUGCAUCUUUUUCUUCAUAUCUACCUUCUUCCACCCAUGACUUGUAAGUCAUUGUCUGAGGGCUUAUGAAAUGAGGUGUUCUUCUUGGGGUCUUAGGUAACUGGGAAUAGCUAAAGUAAAAAGAGGAUAGUGAGUGGGUAGAAAGACAAGCUGUCUUAUUUAUCUAGUGCUGCUAUAACAGAAGUACCACAACCGGGUAGCUUCAACAAACAGACAUUUAUUUUUUCACAGGAGGCUAGAAGUCUGAAUUCAG
Molecule: messenger RNA, 2493 nt
Organism: Trichechus manatus latirostris (Florida manatee)
Lineage: Eukaryota; Metazoa; Chordata; Mammalia; Sirenia; Trichechidae
Gene: EARS2
Product: glutamyl-tRNA synthetase 2, mitochondrial
Exons: 9
Coding region: 69-1676 (535 amino acids)
Biological process (GO): glutamyl-tRNA aminoacylation
Cellular component (GO): mitochondrion
Molecular function (GO): tRNA binding; glutamate-tRNA ligase activity; zinc ion binding
Source: RefSeq, a predicted model, not a curated record